AUGGAACUUGUGAAGAAGACAGAUGACCAGGGAAAUAUCAUUAUAUUCAAGCGUUACCAUGGUCGAGCCUUCCAUAAAGAAAUUCCUGGUAAUGUGGGUGAUCACCUAGAGAAACAGGUGACUUUACCGUUUAGGCCCGAUGAUGUUUUACUCUGUACAUUUCUUAAAUCAGGUACUCACUGGGUGUUCAAUAUCACCAGAAUGAUACAGAUGAAAACACUACAAUACAAAUCUCAUAUGGCGAUGGUUGAAUAUGAAGAUAUAGGGAUACUCGAUAAUGUUAAGUCCCCAAGGUUAUUUGCUACACAUCUUACGUAUCCCUUCAUCCCUAAAGCGGCCAAGGAAGGACAAAUUAAACUGAUUUACGUCCUUCGGAAUCCAAAGGACGUCGUUUGCUCAUUCUACACAUAUUUAAGUCAACUUAGAAACUCGAGCUAUAUCGGCAACUUCGACGGAUUUCUAAAAGCCUUCCUAACUGAAGAAAUAAUAUCGUGUGGCGGAUCCUGGUUUACACAUACGAGGGAAUGGAACUCCGCCAUUUGUGAGAAUCCGGAUUUGAAGAUUUUGAUUCUGAGAUAUGAAUGCCUGAAAAAGAACCUGUAUCCGAAUCUGGUGAAAAUAGCAAACUUUUUGGAGGUCAAUCACGACGAAACUUUCCUCAGAAAAGUGGAACAUGCUGUAUCUUUUGAAAACCUAAAGAAGGAACACGCAACAAAAGCAGGCGAAAAUAAAGUAUAUGAACAUCGUGCCGAUAAAGGAAGGUUGCCAGUUUACAACAAAGGAAUUGUUGGUAAUUGGAAGAAUGUGUUCACUGUGACACAAAAUGAAGCGUUUGAUGUCGUAUACAAGGAAAAGAUGUGUGACAUGGGAGUCAACCUUGAGUUCGACUAUGAGUGA
Pecten maximus is the source of this 897-nucleotide messenger RNA. RefSeq names its product sulfotransferase 4A1-like. Gene Ontology annotation, biological process: sulfation. NCBI's taxonomy places the organism in Eukaryota, Metazoa, Mollusca, Bivalvia, Pectinida, Pectinidae. The transcript is spliced from 5 exons. Bases 1 to 897 code for a protein of 298 amino acids. The record is from RefSeq and is a predicted model, not a curated record. Gene Ontology annotation, cellular component: cytoplasm. Gene Ontology annotation, molecular function: sulfotransferase activity.